GGGUUAUACAUGUUUCUAUUUGGUUUACUGCUGGUUGGCUGGUUUAUAUAUGUUUGUAUCUGAUUUAUAUUUGUUUCACAUUCUUUUAUUGCUGUUGGUCUCCACCAUGGAGAGUAAAAGAGUAAUGAUGUGAAGUUCCAUGUACUUGGUGCUUUGGGCCAUCAGUCAGACUUGACCGAAGCUGCAGUUUGACAUUUUUAACAGUGCAGUGUUUGCAUUCAGUGGGUGCAUCUGCAGCGUGUUCCGCUCUGUGGUGAGAUGAGGGGGAGGAGGGGAGGAUGCUGCCUUCACUUCGCUUCAACCCCUGUGCACAGUCACUUCCUCUGAAGGAGAGGAGGAGGGAGGGAAGGUUGAUAGAAAUAAGAAUAGAGACGACGGAAGAGACGGAGAGAAAGAAGGACGCCAUUUUGGGCCUAGUGUGUUUCUCUGUCCAGUUUCUUCUCUUGGAAAGUGUUCAAAAGUGGAGAUCCAACUGGAGGAAGUGAAUCUACCUGAAGACACAGUAGCAGUGUUCACUUUGACUGCUUUGUAGAGCUUCAAUUUUUUGCAGGAAGGAAAGAAAGAGCGGUCAGGGAAGAAACGAGGCCCGGCUGUCAAGGCUCUGGAGGACGGUGGACGUCCAACGAAGGCCAAACACAAGACUGACAUCAGUGAGGACGACAAGGUCAGACACAUCUGAGCGUGGUGAUCUCAGAUGGUCUUGUCGUCCCGUUAGAGCCGAAGCCUUCAGCGUGUGACGUCAGAUCUGAGGUGAGGAGGACGCAGGAUGAGCGCCGACCGAGUGCCGUCCAGGUCGGAGGUGAUGGGGUGGAGUCCUCAGCAGCUCGCAGAUUACCUGAAGAGGAUGAGUCUGUCUGGAUGUGACAAGGUGGUUCUGAAGAGCGCCAUCAAUGGCAGCAGAUUUGUGAACAUGAGCGAUAAUGACCUCCAGAAAUUCCCCAAACUCCACGCUCCGAUGAUCUCUAAACUCCGCUGUGAAAUAAGCAAGAAAGAGGAGAGAAGAGGCCUGUUUGGUAAAAGAGCGACGCCCAAAUAUCAUGAACCAGACGCACCUGUCGAUGCUCAGGGCUGGGGAGACGAUGAGUUUGACGAUGAAUUCGAUGAUGACUACGAGAGUCCGUUCAGUGGUGAUGAGGAGGCCAGCGGAGGCGACUACGAGUCCCCAAACGAAGACUACGAGCCUCCACCCUCUGAACCUUCAGAAGACAUGACUCUCAAACUGUGUCCAACUCUGCCUAUGUCAGACUGUGACUAUAUAGACAACAGAGGCCUACCUCCUACUCCUUGUCCCCGGCCCCCAGUCCCCACCCUCUCCACUCCACCCACCCGGAUGCCUGGUGGGUCUUCAUCAUCCAGAAGAGAUGCCUCCCCUCAAUCUGGAGGAAGAGCAUCUGCAAAAUUUUCAGCUGGGCCACCGCAGAUAUUUCGUGGAAACAAACCAGGGAGAGAGUCCAGAUCCCAUCCAUCUCCAGUCAGAGGACCUCAUAGAAACACAGUGGACCAGCCUGUGACACAACCUUGGAGGGCUCAGCCGGACGUCCCAGAACCUCCAUCCUGGUCUAAACCCCCAGCCCCCCCUCCCUCGGCCUCUGUCAACAGGAGUAACUCCGCAGCCAGACUUCCUCCUAACAGGUUUGAUAACAGAAGAGAGCAAACACACGAUGAAGCGAUGAAAAACAACACCUUUCCCCUCCACAAUAAAGGUCUCCCCCCACGUCCUGGACUCCCCGGACCCCCAUCGCGGCAUGGAGACAGUCUUCCUCCCAACAUCCCCUCUGGAGGAUCUUUGCCUCACAAACUGCAGUCUGCACUGGCUGAACACAGAGGGAGUUUUGUCGCUUCAGACCGAGCAUCAGUUCGACCUCCUCCACCUUCAACAGGACACACACAGGAUCUGGAUCCACUGUGGUACGUGGGUAAAGUGACCAGAGGUCAGGCAGAAGGAUGUCUGAAACGAGUCAACAAGGAUGGGGCGUACCUGGUCCGGGACAGCACUCGACAGUUGGCCAAUCAGCCCUUCACCCUGAUGGUUCUGUACCAGGACAAGGUCUACAACAUCCAGAUCAGACAGCAGAACCAGCAGUUCCUGUUGGGAACCGGACUCAAAGUCCAGGAGUGUUUCCCUUCAGUGCGGGACAUCAUCUCCCAUUACUCCCAGUCUCCUCUGCUCCUCAUUGAUGCUAAAAACCGGGGUUCUGGUCAACAGAACCAGUGUCUGCUGUCGGAUCCAGCCGGGUACUCCAUGACAGGACACAGCUGGUCCUGAUUGGGUCAGACCCAUCUCACUCUGAAACUGCGUUGUGUGUUUUUCAGAUCAGGCUGAUGUUAUUGUCACAUUUUUGCACAAAUUGCUUUUUUUUUCUUUUGCUUUUCUAUGUCACUGUAUGGUCUUCUUCUUUCAGUCUCACCAUGUCAUUUCUGCCAUUUCCAAACAAGCCACCCAUUUAUAAAGAAACUUUCUGUUAAAGACCAUCUACAUCCUGUUUCCUGAAA
Molecule: messenger RNA, 2493 nt
Organism: Sphaeramia orbicularis (orbiculate cardinalfish)
Lineage: Eukaryota; Metazoa; Chordata; Actinopteri; Kurtiformes; Apogonidae
Gene: lcp2a
Product: lymphocyte cytosolic protein 2a
Exons: 21
Coding region: 767-2266 (499 amino acids)
Biological process (GO): cell surface receptor protein tyrosine kinase signaling pathway; intracellular signal transduction
Source: RefSeq, a predicted model, not a curated record